AUCUCUCUCUCUCUCUCUCUUCUCUGAAUCAUCAUCCUCCUCUGCUUCUUCUUCUUCUUCUUCUUCGCCGUUCUUGUUUACCUUUUGUCGUGUUUUUCUCUCUCUAAAAGAAUUUUCUCGGCAUAUCGUCAUCAUUCGUUUCUGUUGUCCAUGGUAGAUUCAAACCUCUCAGUCAACCCAUCAUUUUCUGCCCUCGUUGCCUCCUGGAGAGCAGUGGGCGUUGUUGUUCUCCGUGGCUUUGUCCCUCUCUAAUUCUUGAUAUAUUAUUGUUCAUCAAAAUUCGGAAUUCGGGAUAACUUCGUCUCCGCGGUAAAUUUUUUCUCCUCAGGUUCGUGCUUCUGCUAUCUUGAGCCGGAUGGAGUCUAAUCAGAACCAGGACGCGGAGGACGACAACAGAGCAAUCGCCACAACAAUCGACCGUGACGAGCGGACCGCCGGCGAGAUUCCGCCUUCCGAGGCGCCGCGAACGGCGGUCCGUAACGAGUUCCUCAAGCAAGAGCUGACCAACAGCGACCGGGAGCACGAGACGCUCCUCGUCCCGGUCGGGGGCCCGCAGGUUUCUCUCUCGUCCCCGGGGUUCCACAGAGCGGUGGCUCCUCCGAGGCGGCCUUCCAAGGACCGCCACACGAAGGUGGAGGGGCGGGGGCGGAGGAUCCGCAUGCCGGCCGCUUGCGCGGCGAGGAUUUUCCAGCUGACGAGGGAGUUGGGGCACAAGAACGACGGCGAGACCGUGCGGUGGUUGCUGGAGCACGCGGAGAAUGCCAUCAUCGAGGCGACGGGGUCCGGUACGGUCCCCGCGAUCGCAGUCUCCGUCGGCGGGACUCUGAAGAUCCCGACGACGCCGUCCUCAUCCUCUAAGGAAGACGGUGAUCAUCCGAAGAAGAGGAGGAAGCGAGCUUCGAAUAGCGAUUUCUUCGACGCCCGCCAGCCCGUCGCGAUGCGGUCGGGGUUCGCGCCGAUCACGUACUGUAGUGGCGGUGGCGGUGGCGGUUUAAGUCACGGACUGAUGCAGCUGUGGCCCGUGGGGACACCCAUUGGCGGCGGCGGGACGGUGUUCGUGUUGCCCGGCUCGUCUGGUCAGACGCAGCCGUCGUUCCUGGCGAUUCCGCCAAUCUUCAACGUCGGCGCGCGGCCAAUCUCGAACGCAGCGACCGCACCGGCGGGCGGUGGAGACGGCGGCUCCACAGACGCGUCGGCGGUGGCGCCGAGCUCGACCUCCCCGGUGGCGGCGAGCGUCGUUAGCGGCAGCACAAGCAGCGGCACGCCCCACAUGCUCAAGGAUUUUUCCCUGGAGAUAUACGACAGGAAGGAGCUCCAGUUCUUGGGGCGGAGGAGCCCGAAUUCGCCGCCGCCGUCGUCUUGCUCAAAGCCCUGAAUGAGAGGGGUCGUCGUCCACAGUGGGAUACCGAAGGUUAGAGCUGGAAGUAGUGGUAGGG
This is a messenger RNA of Syzygium oleosum, 1436 nucleotides long. RefSeq names its product transcription factor TCP19. The record is from RefSeq and is a predicted model, not a curated record. The coding region runs from base 356 to 1375 and encodes 339 amino acids. Lineage: Eukaryota; Viridiplantae; Streptophyta; Magnoliopsida; Myrtales; Myrtaceae. Gene Ontology annotation, cellular component: nucleus. The transcript has a single exon. Gene Ontology annotation, molecular function: DNA-binding transcription factor activity; sequence-specific DNA binding.